CAGAUCAGGCUCGCGCGGGCUGGGCGCCGAAGCUGCCCGGCCCGCGCCUGACGCUUUCGGAGAGGGGCCGCGGGUCCGGCCGAGUCCCUGCGCAGCCAGCGGCCUCGCCGCCUCCCACGCGGACUCCGGCUCGCUCCUUCUCGCGAAGCUGCAGUGGAGCUCCGCGCUCUUCCCAGCCGCUUCCGGAGUCAGGCUCCAGCCGAGGCUGCAAAGACGCUGGGGCCUUGCCGGGAGGCCCGGCAGAGUGUUUACAAUAUGGCAGCGUCCAGACGGGCUCAGGUGCUGCGGCUCUACCGUGCCCUGCUGCGGGAGAGCCAGGGCUUCACUGCCUACGGGUACAGGACAUAUGCUGUCAGAAGAAUAAGAGAUGCUUUCAGAGAAAACAAGAGUGUCAAGGAUUCUGCAGAAGUAGAAACACUAGUGAACAAAGCAAAAACGAAUCUGGAAAUGAUACGGCGGCAGGUGCAUAGGAAGAUAGGAAGCUGCCUUAUACUGAAUCAGUCCAUUGGUCCAUCUAGCCCAGUUGUGUCAACACUGACUAGCAGAGGCUCUCCAGGGUUUCAGCCAGGCGUUUUCCCAGUCCUACCUGGAGAUGCCAAGGACUGAAUGCGGGACUUUUGCCAUGCAAAGUCACCAUAGGUCAACUAUAUUCAACAGAGAAGCUUGUUAUUGAGGGCCCACAAAAUGUCUGAUGCUGGAUGAAGACUUCUCCUCCUGUAGCAGUGGUGGACCAGCCUCAGUAUUCCGCAACGCACACAGAUUUUUACUUGAACAUACUACAUUCUACGUUUGAGCUGUCAUAUUUUGCUUAUAGAAUAUAAUUAAAACUCCACACUGUACACUCAGUCUUAACCUAAGCUGCCUAGAAUUUCAUAGCCCAUGUGCUCUCCAUGUGCCACUAAAAUGAUGAACAUGUUCUGUUGUGUCUUGAAUGUCAGUGUUUGCUAGUGAUCCGUUUCCUUGACAAUAAAAUUCUAUAAACCAAA
Elgaria multicarinata webbii is the source of this 986-nucleotide messenger RNA. RefSeq names its product LYR motif containing 4 (gene LYRM4). The transcript is spliced from 4 exons. The record is from RefSeq and is a predicted model, not a curated record. The coding region runs from base 256 to 606 and encodes 116 amino acids. NCBI's taxonomy places the organism in Eukaryota, Metazoa, Chordata, Lepidosauria, Squamata, Anguidae. Gene Ontology annotation, biological process: iron-sulfur cluster assembly. Gene Ontology annotation, cellular component: L-cysteine desulfurase complex; mitochondrion.